AUGGCUAGUGGUUCCACAAGAAGAAUUUUAGUAGAAACCAAAAACUUAUCCAAAGAUCCGCCCCCGGGGAUCAGCGCUACGCCCGAUGAUAACAACUGUAGAUAUUUCCAUGUUGUUAUGGCUGGUCCAAACACAUCCCCCUACGAAGGAGGCCUAUUCAAAUUGGAAUUGUUCCUGCCAGAAAACUACCCGCUCUCACCACCAAACGUGAGAUUCCUCACCAAAAUAUACCAUCCAAACAUUGACAAACUGGGCAGAAUAUGCUUGGACAUUUUGAAAGACCAAUGGUCUCCGGCUUUGCAAGUACGUACCGUGCUGCUUUCAAUUCAAGCUUUGUUGAGCAGUCCGAAUCCAGACGAUCCUUUGGCCAACGAUGUCGCCAACAUGUGGAAAACUCGCGAGUCGGAAGCCAUUUCCAUGGCCAAAGAAUGGACCAGGAUGUUUGCAACAGAAUAA
Molecule: messenger RNA, 456 nt
Organism: Ceutorhynchus assimilis (cabbage seed weevil)
Lineage: Eukaryota; Metazoa; Arthropoda; Insecta; Coleoptera; Curculionidae
Source: the annotation of a GenBank genome assembly